UCUGCCCCAGUGGCCCCUGUCCACACUCGGAGGUCAGUGACGCAUGGCGCGGCCCGCGUGCUGGGGCUCGCCCGCAAGUUAGAUCUGGAGGAGGAGCGUCGUCAGGUUACCUUUGGGGGUAGUCGUCGUUCUGGAUUCCACACCCCACCCCAUCACCUCUGCUCUCACGCACCGUCUCUCCUCGUGCCUGUAACAUCUUUCUCAGAACGUAAGGCGCAUCAUGCUGCGCCAUUGUUUCGUCCCUACGCUCAUGAGACAGCCAUCGGGUGUGGAAUGAAUGGAUCCAAGGCCUUGCAGGUGAAGAGUGGGUGGUGGUGGACGUGUCUGUGUUUAAAUGAGAUGCUGGGAGAGUAAAAACGGAAAGGACUGAAUCGGCGAGGGUGAGGCUGGCCUGGCUCAGAUGCGAAUCAGCGAACGUGUCAUUUAUGUCCAUCUCUUCGGCGGAGAGUAGCAAGCACGACACCGUCAACGUUGGCCUCUUCCGCAAAGGAGUGUGUGCGCCUUCAGUUUCUAGAAGUGUGUGGGCUGGUUGGUCGAUCUUUCAUGGUUUUCUGCCUGUCGCCGUCAGGAGAAGAAGUGUUUCUUUGCGAUGUAGACAGGGCACCAGUGCCCGUGCGACAACUCAUGGCGGCUGGGUCGUGGCCUGGUCGGUGGGGACACAAUGGGGAUUUUGGCCAAAGGGAGAGCACGCUUCCACCCAAAAGUGGCCUGUGGGGGUGCAGAUCCACCUGGUGGUAUCAGGCCCUACAGGCCCUGAUCUGGUUUUUGUUUUUGUUUUUUAAGAGAAGCCAGAAACCUAGGUUGUUAUGUGAAGUUUCUCAAUUUUAUAUUUUGGCAGUGAAUUAAAAUGUUAACAAAUGGUAUGUAGGCUGAAGAAAGACGGUCUGACCUUUGAGCCAGUUAACCGAAGAGCCGGGAUCCUGGCUCCACAGAGAGAACAGCCCAGAAAAGAAAGUUCCCCAGCCCUCCGCAUUCUUCCAAUGGCCACUCGCCACAGGACACAUCAACAAGCCCCAUUAAAAAGAAAAAGAAACCCGGCUUACUGAACAAUAACAAUAAGGAGCAGUCAGAACUAAGACAUGGUCCGUUUUACUAUAUGAAGCAGCCACUCACCACAGACCCUGUUGAUGUUGUACCGCAGGAUGGACGGAAUGAUUUCUACUGCUGGGUUUGUCACCGGGAAGGCCAAGUCCUUUGCUGUGAGCUCUGUCCCCGGGUUUAUCACGCUAAGUGUCUGAGACUGACAUCGGAACCAGAGGGGGACUGGUUUUGUCCUGAAUGUGAGAAGAUUACAGUAGCAGAAUGCAUCGAGACUCAGAGUAAAGCCAUGACAAUGCUCACCAUUGAACAGCUCUCCUACCUGCUCAAAUUUGCCAUUCAGAAAAUGAAACAGCCAGGGACGGAUGCAUUCCAGAAGCCUGUUCCAUUGGAACAGCAUCCCGACUACGCGGAAUACAUCUUCCAUCCUAUGGAUCUUUGUACAUUGGAAAAGAAUGCGAAAAAGAAAAUGUAUGGCUGUACAGAAGCUUUCCUGGCCGACGCAAAGUGGAUUUUGCACAACUGCAUCAUUUAUAAUGGAGGAAAUCACAAAUUGACCCAGAUAGCGAAAGUAGUCAUCAAAAUCUGUGAGCAUGAGAUGAAUGAAAUUGAAGUAUGUCCAGAGUGUUACCUAGCUGCUUGCCAGAAACGAGAUAACUGGUUCUGUGAGCCUUGUAGCAAUCCACAUCCUUUGGUCUGGGCAAAACUGAAGGGGUUUCCGUUCUGGCCUGCAAAAGCUCUGAGGGAUAAAGAUGGACAGGUCGAUGCUCGUUUCUUUGGACAACAUGACAGGGCCUGGGUUCCAAUAAAUAAUUGCUACCUCAUGUCCAAAGAAAUUCCUUUUUCUGUGAAAAAGACGAAAAGCAUCUUCAACAGUGCAAUGCAGGAGAUGGAGGUGUAUGUGGAGAACAUCCGCAGGAAGUUCGGGGUUUUUAACUACUCUCCCUUCAGGACACCGUACACGCCCAACAGCCAGUACCAAAUGCUGCUCGAUCCCAGCAAUCCCAGCGCGGGUGCUGCCAAGAUAGACAAGCAGGAGAAGGUCAAGCUCAACUUCGACAUGACGGCGUCCCCCAAGAUCUUGAUGAGCAAGCCCAUGCUGAGCGGGGGCACGGGCCGUCGGAUCUCCUUGUCCGAUAUACCACGCUCCCCCAUGAGCACAAACUCUUCCGUGCACACGGGCUCCGACGUGGAGCAGGACGCCGAGAAGAAGGCCACGUCGAGCCACUUCAGCGCCAGUGAGGAGUCCAUGGACUUCCUGGACAAGAGCACAGCUUCACCAGCCUCUGCCAAGACGGGACAAGCAGGGAGUUUGUCCGGCAGCCCGAAAACCUUCUCUCCUCAAGCGUCCACGCCCAUCACGACGAAAACGGACAAAACGUCUACCACUGGAAGCAUCCUGAAUCUUAACUUGGAUCGAAGCAAGGCCGAGAUGGACCUAAAGGAGCUGAGUGAGUCGGUCCAGCAGCAGACGGCGCCCGUCCCCCUCCUCUCGCCCAAGCGGCAGAUCCGCAGCAGGUUCCAGCUAAAUCUCGACAAGACCAUAGAGAGCUGCAAAGCACAAUUAGGCAUAAAUGAAAUCUCAGAAGAUGUUUACACGGCUGUGGAGCACAGCGAUUCGGAAGAUUCAGAGAAGUCCGAUAGUAGUGAUAGUGAGUAUAUCAGUGAUGAUGAACAGAAGUCCAAGAAUGAGCCAGAGGACGCAGAAGACAAAGAGGGUAGUCGGGUGGACAAAGAGCCAUCGGCUGUCAAAAAAAAACCCAAACUGGCAAACCCAGUGGAGACUAAGGAGGAGCUGAAAAGCACAUCACCGGCCAGCGAGAAAGCAGAUCCCGGCUCGGUCAAGGAAAAGGCAAGCCCCCAGCCUGAGAAGGACUUCUCCGAAAAAGCAAAAGCCUCCCCUCACCCUGCAAAGGAUAAACUGAAGGGGAAAGAUGAGACGGAUUCCCCAACAGUACAUUUGGGCCUGGACUCCGAUUCAGAAAGUGAACUUGUCAUAGAUUUAGGAGAAGACCAUACUGGGCGGGAGGGUCGAAAAAAUAAGAAGGAACCCAAAGAAACAUCUCCCAAGCAGGAUGUCGUAGGUAAAGCUCCACCAUCCACUACGGCGGGCGGCCAGUCCCCACCCGAAACUCCGCUCCUCACCCGCUCCUCCUCCCAAACUCCCACGGCUGGUGUCACGGCCACCACCAGCACCACGUCCACCGUCACGGCCCCGGCCGCCGCCGCCACGGGAAGCCCGGUGAAAAAGCAGAGGCCGCUUUUACCGAAGGAGACUGCCCCGGCCGUGCAGCGGGUCGUGUGGAACUCGUCAAGUAAGUUUCAAACGUCUUCCCAAAAGUGGCACAUGCAGAAGAUACAGCGCCAACAGGACAGCCAACAGGAGAGCCAGCAGCAGCCACAGUGCUCCCAGGGGACGAGAUAUCAGACCAGACAGGCUGUGAAAGCUGUGCAGCAGAAGGAGAUCACACAGAGCCCAUCCACCUCCACCAUCACCCUGGUGACCAGCACCCAGUCGUCGCCUCUGGUCACCAGCUCGGGGGUCACGAGCACCCUCGCGUCCUCAGUCAGCGCAGACCUGCCCAUCGCCACUGCCUCCGCUGAUGUUGCUGCGGACAUUGCCAAGUACACUAGCAAAAUGAUGGAUGCAAUCAAAGGAACGAUGACAGAAAUCUACAACGAUCUUUCUAAAAACACUACUGGGAGCACAAUAGCCGAGAUUCGCAGGCUGAGGAUCGAGAUCGAGAAGCUGCAGUGGCUGCACCAACAGGAGCUCUCGGAAAUGAAGCACAACUUGGAGCUAACCAUGGCGGAGAUGCGGCAGAGCCUGGAGCAGGAGCGGGACCGGCUCAUUGCCGAGGUGAAGAAGCAGCUGGAGCUAGAGAAGCAGCAGGCGGUGGACGAGACCAAGAAGAAGCAGUGGUGUGCCAACUGCAAGAAGGAGGCCAUCUUCUACUGCUGUUGGAACACCAGCUACUGCGACUACCCCUGCCAGCAGGCCCACUGGCCCGAGCACAUGAAGUCCUGUACGCAGUCAGCUACUGCUCCUCAGCAGGAAGCAGACGCCGAGGUAAACACAGAAACACUAAACAAGUCUUCUGGCACACAGGCGGCCCCGACGGAUGCCGCCAGCACCUCGAAAGACAAGGAGCCUUCCACGGAGAAAAGCAAGGACAGUGGCUCGACCAUUCCCGGGGCAGUAAGUCUAGUUGCUGGGGCAGCGGCGACGAGAAGCGAGGAUCCACACGCUCCGAGCACAACGCCAGUGCCAGUUCGAAGAGCCUCCUCCCGAAAGAGUCUCGGCUGGACACCUUCUGGGACUAGGGACAAGUCACGACACAAGCCACCCACCCCGUGGAGGAAAAAGAAACCAGACACCAGGGCAACAGGAAGCGGCAAGGAAACCUGAGACAGGAGAGCCUCCUUCAGACUUGAGAAUUCCAGACACCCCGACUUGGCUUUGGCCCUCGGCACGGAGGGCAGCCCACACUACAGUGCGUCCGGCAUUAGCAGUGACUGAGGACUGUUUGACCCACACGAAAUCUAUGCUUUAGAUGUAAAUAAUGUACAAUUUGUGGAUGUCAUUGAACCUAGAGGACCUUCCCCUUUUUAUAUUUGUAUUGACUUUAACUUAUAAAAAAAAAAAAAAAAGAAGAAAGAAAAAGAAAAACGAUUAAAAAAACAAGAAACACCCAACCACAAAAGGAAUGUUUUGACGUUGGAGGAGGAGGGAUGGUUGGUCAGCCCGGCUGUCCCUGUGGCAUGGUGACUAGGCCCCAGGAUCGCCGUGGCACACGGGCCCUCGUCCUUGGACGCCCCGGGGGAAAGUGAGCCGUUUUCAUUCAUACGUCUGUAUGCAGCACAUUGGAAUCAGGAGUUUUCGGCACAGAAUCUGUGCCGUCGUGGGCACAUCACGUCAAGCCAUUGGCCCCUUUCCAGUACUACGUUACUGUGUUAUAAAAUGCAAGCUCUCUGGCCCCGAAGGACAGGGAGAAGCUAGUUUAUUUUGUGUGAUUUCGGCAAUGACUACUCGAAAAGGGAAGAAAUCAGGUCCUUGUUUACAGAAGAGACACAGAAGAAGCAAGCCCCGCUCAGCUCGGCCGAAGAGAGCAGAGAAAGUGUUAGGCGUCCUAAGCUCUGGAACAAAGAGGAGUCUUUUCUUUGCUUUGUGGUUCCUUUUACACACACUCACACAUACUUGGUAAGAGAUGCUGUGCCUCUCGGAAGUGAGAAACUGAAAGGCAGGAUGCACGCAGAGGACAGGGGAGUCCGGGAUGAAGCAUGUAUGUAUUAUUUAUACGAUGGGAUUUUACGUUUUUAUGGAAGCAUGAAACAAAGGCAGUGGGAGAGAAUUGCCAGACACCGGCCACGCUCCCUGUCACACUACGUAUACGGUAGUACCAUUUUGUAUGUUGUGUCGAACAAAACGCAUUGAACAAAGCAAAAAGGUGAUGUAUGUAUAUGAGAAAAUUAACUGUACGGUAUCAUUCCAGUACAUUCUGUUGUAUAUUUUAGUCCUGUUUACUUUCUCUUCAUUGUUGAUAAGAGGAUGUGAAUUGUACAGUUUCCAGCUAGUUCCCCAUACAUAUUAGAGAAGAACUAAAAAGAGAGUAUAGAAGAAGAGAGAAAGAACAUUUGUGAAUUGCAGGUGUCAAAAAAAAAAAAAAUAGCCUAGCUGGCCUUAUUUGCGAAGCCUAAUUGCUUUUAGCAUAUGGAAGUAUUUUUUCACAUUUUCUUUGUAUAAAAUUUGUAUUAAACUUAAAUAUCUUUUUCGAUGACGGCGUUUCUUUGUGACUGAGCCAGUGCACUCCCACGGUGUGCUUUUUUGGGUUCCACCCCUCCCCCCGGUUUUUUCAGAUUCUUCACCUUUUUUUAAUUAAACUGUUUUGGAAAAAUG
Molecule: messenger RNA, 5935 nt
Organism: Herpailurus yagouaroundi (jaguarundi)
Lineage: Eukaryota; Metazoa; Chordata; Mammalia; Carnivora; Felidae
Gene: ZMYND8
Product: zinc finger MYND-type containing 8
Exons: 20
Coding region: 1097-4447 (1116 amino acids)
Biological process (GO): regulation of DNA-templated transcription
Cellular component (GO): nucleus; cytoplasm
Molecular function (GO): transcription corepressor activity; protein binding
Source: RefSeq, a predicted model, not a curated record